Molecule: messenger RNA, 2189 nt
Organism: Diprion similis
Lineage: Eukaryota; Metazoa; Arthropoda; Insecta; Hymenoptera; Diprionidae
Gene: Rnf146
Product: E3 ubiquitin-protein ligase rnf146-like
Exons: 3
Coding region: 282-977 (231 amino acids)
Biological process (GO): ubiquitin-dependent protein catabolic process; Wnt signaling pathway
Cellular component (GO): nucleus; cytoplasm
Molecular function (GO): zinc ion binding; ubiquitin protein ligase activity; poly-ADP-D-ribose binding
Source: RefSeq, a predicted model, not a curated record
UGGUAUUUUUUUAAUUGACAGUUCGAACGAAAUUGGGUCAAAUCUGUGCAAUUAUAAUUCGUCGUACAACUUCGAGCGAUUGAUUUUUCACGUACACUUCGCACAUAAAAGGAAAGAAGGCAAUAUUCGUUGGCAACUUCGGUCCCAUUUGCAACCACCGACGGAGGAACAACACUGAGAUUACAAGGCUCAAUUAUCCCUUCCUUCUCGCAGAUUUCUCCUACGAAGGAGAAUCAGGAGCGGUAAAUUAUACUUUGGCAGUCUAACUGAUUGCUUGACGUAUGAAACGUACAAGGAUAUGUGAACCCGUCGGAGAUUCCAAAAUUCAAAAAAUUCACGCAAUGGCCGAUGCGGUGAUCGAUUUGACAAAGGAUCCAACCGUCAACGGGUCAAGCGAAAAAGACACCGGUGCUGAAACCGAGGACAGCGACGGUCCAGAAUGUGCAGUUUGUCUGCAGCCCUGCGUUCACCCUGCUCAACUUCCUUGCAGUCAUGUAUUUUGCUUCCUCUGUGUAAAAGGGGUCGCGAACCAGAGUAAACGGUGCCCGAUGUGCCGGCAUGAGAUUCCACCCGACUUUCUUGAAAAACCUCGGCUUGUGGAACUUGACGAAUUGGUCAAAACCCUCGAGGUUACGGAGGAGGAACAGUAUCGCUGGUUUUACGAAGGACGCAACGGUUGGUGGCAAUAUGAUCAACGAACAAGUUCAGAGCUUGAGACAGCAUACAAACAGGGACUGAGAUCCUGUGAGCUACUUAUAGCUGGUUUUCUGUACAUCGCAGAUUUUGGAUGCAUGCUUCAAUUGCGCCGUAAUGAUCCUUCUAGGAGGAGAAAAAUCAAGCGCGACCUAUGUACUAUACCUAAGAAGGGAGUGGCUGGAUUGAGACUUAAUGGACGAGCAGAAGAGCCCAUUGUAAGGGAAAUAAGAGGUGCAGAAAGGCCGGCAAGUCCUGUGAACAAUGCCGCCGAUACUACCUGAUAAUGUACAUGAAAUCCAUGUACAAUUUAAAUAUAAGUACGUAGAAUAUAAAAGAUUGAUAUACAUUAUACAUAUAUUAUAAAACAAUUUCGCAUGAAUGUUAACCAUAUUUUAAAAACAUUGAAUUUUCCUUAUUACCAAGUGGUAGUCAGCAAUUUGUCAUAAAACGGAAACCUAUUUCGCCGAAAAAAGUGUCUCUCAAAUUAUCUACUUGAUACAUUUUAUCGUGUUCUCAUAUGUGUGGGGCCAGCAAUUGAAAUGUAUAAAUCUUUACUUUGUACAGUACAACGUUAACUUCAAAAUAAAAUAAGCUAUUCUUUGAGGAACAGGUAGAGAAGGUUCCGAGUUAAGUAAACAUGUUGCUUAUUUACACAGACAAAAAAGAUCACAGUUUCAAAUCUGGUAAGAACAGUCUAUUUAUUAAUCAGGAUAUUGAAUACAGAAAACCUGUGUGGGUUCAUUCUUUUUAAUGCAUAUAGAAACCUGUUUACAAUUUAGUAUGAUAUAUAUGCGAUACAUUAGCUUCGCAUUUAUAAUCAAUAAAUUUUUUCCCCUUCUUUUAAUUUGUUUAAUCUUGAAAAUUUCCUUUUAAUUUAUAUGUCUUGACAUAAAAACUGGUUCAAUGAUCUUGCUUGGAUCAAUUUCAGUGUAAGAUUCAUGUUUGUUUGAAAUAAGUUAAUAUGUUAUUUGUCGUGUAGAUAUUUCUGCCCAACCAGACAACAAGUCUUUCAAAAUAAAUCGAAUUUGUUUGGAGACUUGCCUCUUGGUAAAACUAUAUGAUCAACAUCUAUUAAUGACUGAUCAUUUGCAAAUUCAUACCCAAUACUAGUAUGUAAUCAGGAAAUAUUCACAUUUAUAUGAAGAAUCGAUAUAAGAGAGACUGAAUAUUCAAAUUUGUGAAAGAGUAAUAAAUAGUUUUUAUUUUCAAUAAUCGUUCAUGAUUCAACCAUUAUUAGAAGCGCUGAUGAUAUAUGUUCAUAAUUAUACGGCUCUUGGAUUUGAUUACCCUAAUCACAGUUGGGGUCACAAGAGUAAAAAAAAAAAUGCAGAAAAGAAAUUGAUUAAUUCCAAUCUAGAACAACCCAAUGCAGCGUUAUCAAAUCAAUGAUAUGGUGUCCUUUAAAAGAAUUCGCAACCAAAGACGGCGUUAUUUUAAGUGCUUGUUAAGAUUUUAUUUAGAAAGACUAAUUAACAGGUCCCUUUCGUCUGUGU